CGAAGCUCAAUGAAAUUCUGGCGUUGUGGGCCGAACACCGACCUGCCACCAUCUGACAGAAGCUGUUAAUAAUCGGCUAGAAUGGGUGAAAGAAUUCAACAUCCGAAUAAACAUUUCAUUUGUUCUUUCGCUGACUGUAAAGCGACGUUUUCAAAGCUGUGGAAGUUGGAAGCGCAUUACUGCAGACACACGGGACUGCCCUUUGUUUGUGGCGACUGCGAGAAGAGCUUUUGCACCCGUUACCAGCUCACCCGACAUCAACUGAGCCACAGCGGGGAGAAACCCUACCUGUGCUCAGUCACCGGGUGUUCAGGUGCGUUCUCCACGCCUGGCAGCUUGAGGAACCAUGUGGCUCAUGUUCACCACCAAAAAGAAAGCUGUUAUGUGUGCAACCAUGAAGGCUGUGGAAAGGAGUUCCGUAAGAAAAAGCAACUGAAGAUUCACAUCUGUGAGCACACAAAGGAGUUGCCCUUUGAAUGUGACUUUGAGGGAUGCAAUGACAAAUUUGCUUCUUCUAAAGCUCUAAAACAACAUUGGAAGAUGCAUGAAGGUUACCCAUGUGGUGAGGAGUAUUGUAACUUCAAAGGAAAAACUUGGUCAGAGUAUCAGAAGCACAAAAAGACCGCACACAGAGUAACCUUGCCAUGUGAUCAAUGCAAGAAGAUGUUCCAGAAUGCCUGGUUUUUGGAGAAGCACAAACAGUCUGUUCACUCUGGGCAGCGGUGCAUGUUUAAAUGUGCUAGAGAAGGCUGUGAAAAGAGCUACACCACAAACUUCAACCUCCAGAACCACAUUCUGGUCUUCCAUGAAGGGAAGUGUGACUUUGCCUGCCCUUUUGCAGGCUGUGGUAAAGCCUUUGCUAUGGAGGAAAGUCUGAAGAGGCAUUUUGUGGUCCAUAAGCCUCAGAAGACAAAACUACAGAAGCCAAAAAUCAAGCAGCGCAAACGCAAGAAGACGCCAUCCAAAACCAAGUUGUCAGAUGCCACUAAAUUAUCCAAGCAUCUACAAAAUGUGUCCUUGAACAAGACUGCAUCAAAGAAGCAAUUGCCUUAAAUUUUUUUUUUUUUUUUUUUAAUGGGACAAUCCCUUUUGUCCCAUAGUUUCCUCAGUUUAAGUUUUGUUCAGUUUAUCGACCUAACAUUUGAGUUUAGAUCACUUUACAAAAUAAAUGGUCACUUCUGCAACUUUUGUUUUGUGGUGAAUAAAGUUCAUGAUGCUGGAAAAGGAACAGUCUAUGUUGAUAACUUUCAAAAGUCAUUUUCUAUUAAGCAUGUGAUCUAUGAGCCAAACAAGAACUUGGUUGUAGUCAAGUGAUUAAGGUUGGACUGGUUAGCAUGACCUGG
Molecule: messenger RNA, 1343 nt
Organism: Sinocyclocheilus rhinocerous
Lineage: Eukaryota; Metazoa; Chordata; Actinopteri; Cypriniformes; Cyprinidae
Product: transcription factor IIIA-like
Exons: 9
Coding region: 82-1053 (323 amino acids)
Cellular component (GO): nucleus
Source: RefSeq, a predicted model, not a curated record